GAUCUUCGUUGGACCUAGUACCGACUACAACCCGGCGCCCUGCAGUUGCUCACGCCAAAACGGUUGUGCUCGGCGGCAAGAACGGAUGGCCUUAUGUCGGGCAAAACCAGUGGUGGACGAAAAGACCAACAAUCAAGCUUGGUGAUACUUUAA
Messenger RNA from Closterium sp. NIES-65, 153 nucleotides. Lineage: Eukaryota; Viridiplantae; Streptophyta; Zygnematophyceae; Desmidiales; Closteriaceae. The record is from the annotation of a GenBank genome assembly.